Messenger RNA from Rhinolophus ferrumequinum (greater horseshoe bat), 1287 nucleotides. It is a transcript of the gene TNFRSF9, whose product is annotated as TNF receptor superfamily member 9. The transcript has 8 exons. Bases 150 to 920 code for a protein of 256 amino acids. Gene Ontology annotation, cellular component: external side of plasma membrane. Gene Ontology annotation, molecular function: signaling receptor activity; cytokine binding. Lineage: Eukaryota; Metazoa; Chordata; Mammalia; Chiroptera; Rhinolophidae. Gene Ontology annotation, biological process: apoptotic process; negative regulation of cell population proliferation. The record is from RefSeq and is a predicted model, not a curated record.
CUCACUGUAGAAACUGCAGGCUUGAAGAUCAAGUGGAAAGUUUUUCACCAGCGCUAAGAUCUCAAGAGUGGUAUCGGUGAAACAGCCACUUGGAUUCAAAUUCUUUCGGAAUCUGCUCUGCUAGUAGUGUGUUCACGCGAGAUUUCAUUAUGGGAAGUGGCUUCUAUUACCAUGUGGUGGCCAUUGUGCUGUUGGUCAUGAGUUUGAAGAGGACAAGAUCAACGCAGGACUCCUGUCAUAACUGCCCAGCUGGUACUUUCUGUGGGAAAAACAAGGAUCCGAUUUGCGUUCCCUGCCCUACAAAUAGUUUCUCCAGCACAAGUGGACAAAAGGCCUGUGACAUAUGCAGGCAGUGUGCAGGUGUUUUCAGGACUAAGAAGGUGUGUUCCCCGACCAGCAAUGCCGAGUGCGAGUGUGUCUCAGGGUUCCACUGCCUGGGGGCGGGAUGCACCAUGUGUGAAGAGGACUGCAAGCAAGGUCAAGAGUUAACCAAAGAGGGUUGUAAAGACUGUGACUUUGGGACAUUUAAGGACCAGAAACACAGCGUCUGUCGACCUUGGACAGACUGUUCUUUGGAUGGAAAGUCUGUACUUGUGAAUGGAACAAAGGAAACUGACGUGGUAUGUGGACCAACUUCGACCGACUUCUCUCCAGGGACAUCCUCUGUCACCACGCCUAUCCCUGCGACAGAGCCAGGUCACACCCCCCAGGUCCUGGUCUUCUUUCUUGCACUGACAUCCACAACAACGCUGUUCCUGAUGUUCUUCCUGGCGCUUCAUUUCUCUGUGGUCCAGCAAGGCAGAAAGAAACUCCUGUAUAUAUUCAAGCAACCAUUUAUGAAGCCAGUACGAACUGCCCAAGAGGAAGAUGCCUGUAGUUGCCGAUUUCCUGAAGAAGAAGAAGGAGAAUGUGAACUCUGACCUGAAAUCCAAAAAGCUGUGGGGACGCUCUUGAGAAGAAUCAAAGGACAAAUACACAUGACCCUGUUUUCAUCUUUCUACACUGAAAACCACCAUCCUAGAUAACACCCAGUGUUAACCCCCGCAAGCUUCUUCUAAAUGCUGAUGAGUUGGCCUUUUAAAUUGUACCACUUUUGACAGGACAGAAGAUGGGACAGAGUUGGCUGGUGGAAAAAGGGCAUUUUCUAGAUACUGCUUGACAGGUUUGGGCUAGAUUUUUUGAAAUCCAAAGAGAACUGUAUUUUAAAUUUAAUCACGUAGACCAAUGGUCCAGCUAAAGUUAUAAUCAAAAUCAGUUCAAGAUUGUGUGUGUGUGUGUGUGUGUGUG